GAGGGAGAAGAGGACAGCAUGUGAUCUCCUGCUGCUCAUUUUUUCUUUCUGGGAAGAUACGAACUCGUCUUCUCCUCCACAGCCUUCCUCUCUUCAACAUUUCUUUUUUUUUUUUCAUCCCUCUCCCUCCGUCCUUUGCAUUUCCCUCCCUCUCUGUGUCUCUUUUCUCUGUCAUUCUCUCAGCGCUUCGUUCUAAUUUUGGAAGCAUGGAACCUCGGGGAGCGCUCUCCCAAAGCUAUUUACGUCCUAGCCUCUCCUCCUCCUCCUCCUCCUCUUCCUCCUCCUCCUCCUCUCCUCGUCUCUCCCUCUCGUCAUCAAGGAGGAGAACAGCAUGAGGAGCCUUUGAUGCACCCGAGCAGGGGAAUUCGGCUUCUCCUCGUCUCAAUAUUUUUUGAUGUGUUGUUGAGCUGCAGGACGUGGUGAGGAGGCUGCAGCAGCUCCAAAUUGAUCCCUUCCAUCUUUUCUCAUCUUAUGGACAAUGCAGAGUGUUAUGAGUGACAUGCACGGAGAAGAUUCUGAUCCUGCUUUUGCUUAAUUUGUUUGGUGAAGAUUCAGAGAGGGGUUUUCGUACACAAGAGGAAACAAACUUUCUGUCUGCAACAUUUGAGCUGCUGUCCUGCACGGACCAGCACCAGGUGAUAUCAACGACACUAACUAAACCAGAAAGUUGCAUUUAAACCAAUGCACAGCCUAGUUUUUUGCCAAAUUUGACUCUUAAAGCUGUUCAUCUCUUUGCUGCUUUAAUCCUAUCUUGGAGACGAACAGACGGAUCUGCAAGAGAGGGAAUAAGAGGAUAUUUUCACUGUCAUUAACUGUCAAACUGAAGAGCAGGAGACGGUGAAAGCUCAAGAAAAACUGAGAGUUUACCUGCAAAAAUCUGCACCCUGAUCGGGACACCUUUGUUGGAUUACAUAAUAGAAGCACGGAGGAGUUCUCUCAUGCAUUUUUGAUGGACUUCUUCUGGAUAUUUGUACAUUUGAAAACCCUGAAAACAGCAUUUAAGCUUCCAAUUUUGAAGGGACUAUUUUUCCACACAUGCCAGGAUGAUUUUUCCCAUGAUUCAACAUUUUUAAAAGCACACAUCAGUGUUUGUUUCCCCCCCUGCUCCUUGGCAAAUUGAAUCCUAAACUUGGCCACGAAAAAUGUCUUGGAAGAGGAACUGACGGCUGUUUUAGUGACAAAACAGAGAGCUGCCUCUUGUCUUGGCAUGCUGUUACAUCCUACCGUGUCAGGAUUGUGCGCCAUGUUGCAGACCAUCUAUGAGACUGAGUCGUGUUUUUCCUCCGCCAGCACAGACAGCCACCACCAGCCUCUGGAGCUCCUGAGUGACAGCAGGGGCUCCAGCAGCAACAUGCCCACCGCCGUAGUGGAGGUGAAGAGCAGCCUCCCGUCGGGCAUGCAGAGCCCCGUAGGAACAGUGAGCGAGCAGAGAGGAGGAGGAGGUGGUGAAGGCGGUGGGGGUCCAGGAGGAGGAGGAGGAGGAGGGGGGGGCCCAGUGGACCUGCGGACAGAGCCAAGGGGGGGUUCUCUGUCUGGGGGAGCCGGCGUGGACACAGCCCUCAGAGAGCAGCAGCUCCAGCAGGAACUGGUUCUCCUCAAACAGCAGCAGGAGCUCCAGAAACAGCUGCUGUUUGCAGAGUUUCAGAAAAAACACGAGGUGCUGACGAGACAACACGAAGUCCAGCUGCAGGAACACCUGAAGGUAGCCUGUCAGCAACAACAGGAGCUGUUAGCGGCGAAGCGUCAGCAGGAGCUCGAGCAGAAGAGGAAACUGGAGCAGCAAAGACACGAGGAGCAGGAGAAACAUCGACUGGAGCAACAACUGCUGCUGCUGAGGAACAAAGAGAAAGGCAAAGAGAGUGCCAUCGCCAGCACAGAGGUGAAGCUGAAGCUACAGGAGUUCCUCCUCAGUAAGAAAGAGCCGGGUCCGGGUGGACUGAACCAUUCCUUCUCCCCAAAGUGCUGGGGGGCACCGCACUCCUCCCUGGAGCAAGGCUCUCCUCCGCAGAGUGGAACUCCUCCCUCUUACAAACUGCCCCCCCUGCUGGGCAACUACGAGGGCAAGGACGACUUCCCGCUCCGCAAGACAGUCUCUGAGCCAAACCUGAAGGUGCGUUCACGGUUGAAGCAGAAGGUGGCGGAGAGGCGGAGCUCGCCACUCCUCCGCAGGAAAGACGGGACCGUUAUCAGCACCUUUAAGAAGAGAGCCAUAGAGAUAUCAGUGUCCUCUCUCUGUAAUAGCGCUCCAGGUUCGGGUCCCAGCAGUCCCAACAGUUCCAAUUCAGCCAUCGCCAACGGCAACACAGGAUCUGUCCCCAACAUACAGACAGAGCUGAGGUCUCUCCAUCAGACGCUGGGGGCUGAUGGGACAUUGAGUCCUCUGAAUCUCUACACCUCGCCGUCUUUGCCAAAUAUCUCCCUGGGACUCCCUGCGAACACACAUAUCACGGCCCCCCAGAAACUGUCCUCCCAGCAAGAGGCCGAGCGUCUAGCCAUCCAAUCACUGCGAGGGGGCGGAGCUCUGACGGGGAAGUUUCUCUCUACAUCUUCCCUACCUGCAGGGGUGGGACAUGAUGUGGAGACUCCGCCCCCCAGCUCUCAUUCCGCACAUUCCUCGUUACUGCAGCACGUGUUACUGCUGGAACAGGCCAGACAACAGACCGCCAUGUUAGCAGUCCCCAUGUACAGUCAGUCGCCCCUGGUUACGGCAGAAAGAGGCGUGUCCAGCGGCAUGCGGUCGGUCAACAAGCUGCCUCGCCAUCGGCCGUUGGCUCGGACCCAGAGCGCGCCUUUGCCGCAGUCCCCCCAGGCCCUUCAGCAGCUGGUGGUCCAACAGCAACACCAACACUUCCUGGAGAAACACUACAAGAUGCUAUCAAAGGGGACGGAGCUUCCCAGGCCGCCACCCACACAUCCAGAGGAGACGGAGGAGGAGCUAACAGAGACCAACGACAUGCAGGAGGACGACGGAGGGGCGAGCUUACACAGGCUUCAGAAGGAGGGAUCUGACGACAGCACGCACUCCUCCGAGCGACUUUGCGCACACAUAAAAGGCGAAGAGGAGCACGGGGAGGUGCACGUGAAAGGGGAGAGCACGGAGAGCGAGCUGGACGAGGAGGAAGAGGACGAUGACAUCAUCCAGCUGAGGGAGGGAGACGAGGAUGACAGGGGGAGCUACUCGCAGGCCUUGCAGCACCUGGGCGUGUUCCAGUCUUCGCUGCCCCACAGACCCCUGGGAAGAGCACAGUCCUCGCCUGCAGGCACAGUCCAUCCCGUCAAACACCUCUUCACUACUGGGCUCGUGUACGACAGUCUGAUGUUGAAGCAUCAGUGUGUGUGUGGCAACGCUCACAUCCACCCGGAGCAUGCUGGGAGAGUGCAAAGCAUCUGGUCCAGGCUGCAGGAGACGGGCCUGCUGGGCCGCUGCGAGAGGAUUCGUGGGCGUAAAGCGUCUCUGGAUGAGAUCCAGUCGGUCCAUUCAGAGUUUCACACUCUGCUGUAUGGAACGAGCCCGCUCAAUCGACACAAGCUGGACCACAAGAAGCUGCUGGGUCCAAUCAGCCAGAAGAUGUACGCCGUUCUUCCCUGUGGAGGAAUAGGGGUGGACAGCGACACCGUGUGGAAUGAGAUGCACUCAUCGGCCGCAGUCCGCAUGGCGGUCGGCUCGGUCAUCGAGCUGGCUUUCAGAGUGGCUGCAGGAGAGCUCAAAAACGGCUUUGCGGUGGUGCGUCCGCCUGGUCACCACGCUGAGGAGUCCACCGCCAUGGGAUUUUGUUUCUUUAACUCAGUAGCCAUCACUGCGAAGCUGCUGCAGCAGAAACUGGGAGUUGGGAAGAUCCUCAUCGUGGACUGGGACAUUCACCAUGGCAACGGAACCCAGCAGGCCUUCUACAGUGACCCCAACGUCCUCUACAUCUCUCUCCAUCGCUACGACGACGGGAACUUCUUCCCCGGCAGCGGAGCUCCUGAGGAGGUGGGAUCAGCUGCAGGUGUCGGUUUUAACGUGAACAUUGCUUGGACUGGAGGAGUGGAGCCACCUAUGGGUGAUGUGGAGUACCUCACAGCCUUUAGGAGUGUGGUGAUGCCCAUCGCUCAGCAGUUCAGUCCAGACGUGGUCCUGGUGUCUGCAGGCUUCGAUGCAGUGGAGGGUCAUCAGUCUCCUCUGGGCGGAUACAACGUCUCCGCUAAGUGUUUCGGUCAGCUAACGCAGCUCCUGAUGGGUCUGGCGGGGGGACGCGUUGUCAUGGCACUAGAGGGGGGUCAUGACCUCACCGCUAUCUGUGACGCUUCAGAGGCGUGUGUCUCUGCACUUCUGGGAGAACCGAGCGACUCCAUGGUUCAGUGGCCUCAGGAGAAGCCGUGUCCGAAAGCUUUCGCCUCCCUGGAGAGAGUAAUAGAGAUCCAGAGUACACACUGGCCUUGUCUGCAGAGUUUGUCUCAGACGAGCGGACACUCGCUAUUGGACAGCCCCCCUGAGGCUCGGGGCCAAUCAGAAGACGAGGCUGAAACCGUCAGCGCCAUGGCCUCCCUCAGUGUGGAUGUGGACCAGCCGAGCUCGAUUCCUGACAUCACAGAAACCAGCAGGUCAACAGAGGAGCCCAUGGAGGAAGAGCCUGUGUUGUAGGAGGACGGCACAAAAAAACUCUGCAUUCACCUCUUUGUGGCUCCUCCUCUUCCUUCUUCCUCUUCCUUUCCCUCUUCCUGCACACAGUGUGUGUAGGUGCACACACGCAGAUUGUAACUCUGCCGAUGUGGAGGACUCCGAUUGGCUGAGGAGAUCAGUAUGGAUGCGAGACAGAGAAGGCGGGGCCUGUGAAAAAAACAUGGGACAAAUCUCCUUUCUGCCGGUUCUUCGGGGCCCGAGGAGGAGCGGACGACUUGUUAGCAUCUCUGAGGAAACCAGAGGAGGAGAGGGCCAAGAGGAGACACGUCUUGUAUACUUUAUCUCCUGUACACAGCACCACUGAAUUAUUCCACAUCUGAUCACUCUUCUUUCGACUUUAUUCCUACUCCCCCCAUUUUUCCGCAGAGGGGUGAUGACUGUGGAGAACACUAAUUUGAAUCGGACACCGAGUGGACGUCUUGUCUUCUUGUCUGUCCCGCAGAGAGACAGGCUGAGCGACCCUGGGGUUGGCUAACACAGAAGGAAUAACUUAUUUUAAAAUGAGCUGAGGACGCGGAGGAACUAGGUGCCUUUUUGAAAAAAGGAAAAAAUAACAAACCAUCUAAUCAGAAACCACAAAACACCACAGCACCUCAGUGAACCAACCAGCCAAUCAGGACUGAAGAAACCCACCGAUGCGCACACACACACACACACACACAUAACACAUCACACACUGUUGUCGUUUCAUUUUUGAGUCUUUGUUUAUUCAUCUGGAUGCCUUAAUUUGUUCUUAUCUCACUAUUUAGGAACCUUGAGAGAGAGACACCAAGAGAAGGAAUCAUGAGAGCUGAGAUAGUUUUGUAUUUAGAAAUGUAUUCAAACUGCUAAGAAUUGUAUUUAUUGUUGAAUCUUACAACACUCAAAGCAGGUGUUUCCACACAGAGUGAGGAGAAGCCUCUGAAGCCAUCUUUACAUUUUCAAGUUAAAAGAAAAUCUCCAUAGAAUACUAAUAUUUAAUUCUUGAUAAUAUUCAGUCAAACUUUGAUGUGAUCUGGUGCGUGUCUCAGGACUCGGUCUGGUUUUUUGCAGUAUUCAUUGUUGGAGAUUUGUAAACCGCAUCACUUCAGACGACCACAUCUGUCACGCCUCUCCCUCACUUUACUUUGGUUGAGUGACCCCGAUGGGAUCCCGACGUCUUUAAGAGGGGGAUUGUGGGUCCCUUUUUUCUUUUCUUUUUUUUUUUUAGACUUUUUGGACUAUUUCCUGUUUGGUGUAAAUACUGUCCUCUGUCCUGUUGCCCAUGGUUACGUCACAGCAGACUCAUUGUGGCCACUUUUCUAUAUCUGUACAUAGUUACAUGUAUAAAAAACACAAAAUACUUUCUUUCUUUUGUAUAAAAAAGGUUAAAAAAAAUAUUCUAUAUAAAUAUAUAUAUACAUAUGUAAACAGUGUUUAUCCAACCAGAUUGGAUUCAUGAAUAUAUUCUAUUUGGAGGUCUGACGUUUUAAUGGUUUGGCUGAUUGACCGGAAGAAAGCACAUGGUCUGUUUGUUUACAGAUGUUCAGUAUGUCUGGAUGUUGUUGUUGUUGUUGUUGUUUUUUGGUAGUUGUUGUUCUUGAAGGUGGACAGCGAGCUCCAGUUCCUCUGGCAGGACCAGGCAAGCUGUGCUGCCCUCCACAGGCAAACAACAGCAACUGCGGAAUAGUGAAUAAAAAAAGGUCAAAGGUCAUGUAUUGGUAACAGGAUGGUCCAGUGAUGAUGUUUUGUUAGCUCGCAAAUUCAUAUUCUGAUCUUAAUCACCAGCUUUUAAAUGGACAUUUCAAUCACAUUUUUUUUUACCUAAACUAUGUGUUGCAACAGCAAAGUUGAAACUAUACAAUGUGGGUCUGUUAUUUUUCUUAGCCACUAAUAAGAAUGUUAACACUCAUGAAAACUAAAAACUGAUCUUUGUUUUCGCUCUAUGGCUGUAAAGUUUGCAGUUAUCAGUGAAUUCAAAAUGUAUAAAUAAACACAUUUUGGAGUUUUAAACUGACCUCAAAGAUAUCGGCUGAAUCUUCAUGUGAUUCGAAUCUUCAAAAACAUCUUUUUUAACAUUUCAUACAAAAAGAGAAUUAAGCUUAAGUUCUAAGCAUUUCAUAGUAAACAAGUGAGAAUCAGAACAAGACAGCUACAAGUCCCAAUCCUUAAAAAAUAUAUAUUUUGUCAUACAUAAUCUUUUGUUUACUCUGUGAACAACAGAUUUUUAAUCUUUAUCAAAACCGUUCCACAUGUUUAUCCUUUUGACAGAUAAACAAUUCUGCUCUACAUUUGUAUUUUUUUUUAAUACCUGUUCCUCUUAAGUUUUGAACAGCCUCAGAAUACAGAGGCCUUUUUGGACAAUUGAAGUUAUGCAUUUUAUUUGAAGUUGAACUUAAGCCAGUUGUUUUAAAACUUAACUUAAAAGCUUCAUAAUGGUUGAAAAGGGUUGCUGACCGGGGCUGAAGUUUGCUGACCUCUACGAGUCUCCUUUCUGUUCACUGUAACUCUUUUAUAGAGUUGUUUUCCAACCACCAAUGUUUGUUUCAAAGCAUCAAGCUUUUUGUUUUGUUAAUUAAAGCAUAAUCAACAUUUUAAAUCAAAAUGUUAUAACGUUCAGUGGGCUUUCCAUUAUCACAAAUUUCAUUGGAGGACCCAACGUUAUCUGGUGGAAAUAAAGCUUCAAAACUGGACCAUUCUGUUGUCCACUUUUAUGGACCAUAUUCAAAGAAACAGCCAUUUCCCUGUGAGGUCAAACUCCGAGUGGGAAGCUAACAUGCUGUCAUCACGUCUUAAUGCACUGUUCCUGAUUUAGAAAUCUCAAAAACAGUGGAACUAGAAAAAUUGGAAACUGGGGCAUAUUUUAAAGUUUGACUUCAAAUUUGAUAAUCGGUUAGCUACCAUUGGACAACCGCUAGGAGUCAUUCCACAGACUCCUAGCUUAAAUUUCAGCUGGAAGUUGCGCCUGAAAUUGAAUACUCCCAAUCCUCUCUGCUAACUGAAUCAUUUGCUUUGUUUUUAGGCUUUUCCGGUAUUAUUUUUUGACAAGCUAAAUCAAGUAAAGUCCUAAAUUCCUAGCUAACAGAGCUGUUAGUUAUCCAUCUCUUUGACAGGCCAAAUUGUUAGCGAAGCUUGCAAAUUAAGAAAUUGAAUGUGCAAACUCUCCUGAAGUUAACAGUAAUGUCUCUUCAGAUUUAUGCCUUUACUAUUAUGCUGUGUAAAACUUUAAAGGGUUAUUAGCUAAGAAUGCUAAUGUUUACUCUUUUGUAACUGUUGCUGUUUAUCAAAACAGUGACAUGAUGAGGUUCAGUUAGAUUCUCUACUGUUUUAUGGAAACUCAGCAGUUCAACAAAAUAAAAGUAUUUGUUCUUUC
Messenger RNA from Labrus bergylta (ballan wrasse), 7994 nucleotides. The record is from RefSeq and is a predicted model, not a curated record. NCBI's taxonomy places the organism in Eukaryota, Metazoa, Chordata, Actinopteri, Labriformes, Labridae.